Messenger RNA from Tremella mesenterica DSM 1558, 927 nucleotides. RefSeq lists its product as uncharacterized. The transcript has 3 exons. NCBI's taxonomy places the organism in Eukaryota, Fungi, Basidiomycota, Tremellomycetes, Tremellales, Tremellaceae. The coding region runs from base 1 to 927 and encodes 308 amino acids. The record is from RefSeq and is a predicted model, not a curated record.
AUGUCUUCUCGUCCGGAGCUCAAUGCCCAUAAAUUUUUUGCAGAUCGCUUCGCCGCUGUCCUCGCUCAGCAGGGGAACUCUCCCCGCCAAGUGUCGUCUAUGGGCUUUGGAGCCUUAGCCAUCACCGAUGGCUCGCCUUCUGCUGCUGCAGCUUCCGCUGCAGUUCCUUCUGCCCCCGCGUCCCCUGCUGCGGUUACGACCCCUCUCUCCUCUGGCCAACAGGAGGUCAGACCUGCUCCUGUUGGCCCUUUGCAAGCUUCGGGUCAGUCCGCUACUGUGGUGGAAAUCGACGAUGAUGAUGAAGAGAUGGAUGGUGAUGAGGAGGUGGUUGGUGUUCGUCGUGGCGAAGAGACGGGUGUGUUGGUUGAUGAUGGUGAGACGGGUGGUGCAGAUGAUGAUGAUGAGAUGGGUGAGGUCGAUGAAGAUGAGGAAAUCCUCAGUGUUGAUCUCGGUGAUCCGGCGCUGUUUGAGGAUAGAGAAACUUGGGUGUCAGAGUUGGAAAAGUUAAGCCCUGUUCGUGAUAAUGAGGGGUCUCCCGAAUUCCGCGUACGGCUCCAGACUUCUUUCGGGAAGAAACGGGUUGCGUAUCGGGAGAAGAUGGAUACUCUGGCUGAGAUUAAAGCCGAGAAACGUCGCCGUUCCCCUUCCGCCCACGACGAAGUAACUUGGACCAUCAGCGAGAGGCUCAGAAACAGUCUCCGCUUCGACGCCAAUCACUCCAUCGACGACAGUUACCGCUUCACCUUCAUCACUCGGACCGAUAUCAUACUCUACAACGAUAUCGUCGUCCUCACCACCGUCUGCUCCGACGUCAUUUACACCCAAUCCGACUCGAAAAAUACCUACUCCUUCCUCAUCAUCCCCUACAACAUCGACCCCUUCAUCCUUCUCUCCUCUUCCCCCAACUAUCAUAACCUCGACACCUAG